AUGUACAAGUUGUACAAGAGCGAGUUGGAUGCGAUCACGCCUGAGCAGGUGGAAUGGGAGCCGUAUGGAAAAGGAGAGAGUUUUGGUAACCCUAUGGAGUUCAGGCUGAAUCCGAUGUGCACUAGGGAUAGGGAUCUCUGGCAUAUGCGGUGCCCACUGAUAUGCAACUGGGCGGUUGAGCUUUACCUGCCACAUCGGGUGUUCCGCCAGUUUGGUUUGUUCCAGCCACACCCGCCGGAGUGGGAGGACACGGACAAGUUGCUACACGCGUUGGAUAGGAAAAAGCAGCGGAAGAUCAAGGAUUGGGCCAACCAUCACAAGAAGUAUGUCAUACAGUUCGCGCUUAGUGUGGAGCAAGCAAGGGAUGGAAAACGAGCCCAGCUUCGUGAGCACUGCCCGAUCGCGUUCAACAACUAUCUCACAUGGUUUCUUGCAAGUACCCACGUGGAGUCAGGAAAGGCAACUCAGUGA
Molecule: messenger RNA, 471 nt
Organism: Aegilops tauschii subsp. strangulata
Lineage: Eukaryota; Viridiplantae; Streptophyta; Magnoliopsida; Poales; Poaceae
Source: RefSeq, a predicted model, not a curated record